UUGCUGAAAGCGCUUUCCGAGAGGGUUGAGCAGUUUGUUUUGCAGGAUGUCGGAAAUGGCUGAGCUGUGCGAACUGUACGAAGAGUGCAAUGACCUGCAGAUGGAUGUGAUGCUCGGCGAGGGUGACCUUCUGCUGAUGGAGGUAGGCAGCGGGAGCCGAGACCCAUCCCUGCGUCCCUCCCGCAGCGGGGCCCAGCCGCAGCUCGAGGUGGAAGGCCCGAUGGAGGAGGAGGCGGCGCAGCCAAUGGCGGCGCCAGCGGGGAAGCGGGGCCUGCCUAACGGGCCCAGCCCUGGGGAGCAGUCAGGCCAGCUCGCGGGCCCAGACUUCGAGAGUGAGGACGAGGGCGAGGAAUUUGAUGACUGGGAGGACGACUACGACUAUCCGGAGGAGGAGCAGCUGAGUGGUGCCGGCUACAGAGUCUCAGCGGCCCUUGAAGAAGCCAACAAGAUGUUCCUGAGAUCAUCCAGAGCCAGAGAAGCAGCUCUGGAUGGCGGGUUUCAGAUGCAUUAUGAGAAGACCCCGUUCGACCAGUUGGCUUUUAUCGAAGAGCUUUUUUCACUUAUGGUUGUCAAUCGUCUGACCGAAGAACUCGGCUGUGAUGAAAUUAUUGAUAGAGAGUAGUUAAAUGCUGUUAAAAGAGGAGGAAACUACCUGAGGAGAGACCCAGCUUGCCACUAUCUUUUGGGUUCAUUCCAUAUAGUCCUGUGCCAAUGAAAAACUAGAUCUGCAAAAAAAACCGAGUUUUUGUUUUUCAGAAUAGAAGACAAUAGGACAGUGACUGUACAGUUGUGAAAAAGGAAGAGAAUCAU
Molecule: messenger RNA, 810 nt
Organism: Otolemur garnettii (small-eared galago)
Lineage: Eukaryota; Metazoa; Chordata; Mammalia; Primates; Galagidae
Product: EP300-interacting inhibitor of differentiation 1-like
Exons: 1
Coding region: 47-622 (191 amino acids)
Biological process (GO): negative regulation of DNA-templated transcription
Cellular component (GO): nucleoplasm
Molecular function (GO): transcription corepressor activity
Source: RefSeq, a predicted model, not a curated record